Messenger RNA from Prorocentrum cordatum, 1347 nucleotides. Lineage: Eukaryota; Dinophyceae; Prorocentrales; Prorocentraceae. The record is from the annotation of a GenBank genome assembly.
GCCGCCAACUUUUGUCGCAACGCAGGCUUCAAGUACCACCUCAUAGCGCUGGCGGAGACGCACGUCGACGCGAACGGUAUCACGGAGCAGAUUGGCAAGCUCGCCAUGGCCGCGGCGACGUGCGACAAGGGCUCGGGCCCCGUGUACGAUUACGCGAUCGCACGGGCGGACAUCGCCACGCACGUCGGGACCGAGGCCAUCUACGACGCCCCCUGGAAGACCCACUGCGGCAUCCAGAUCACGGUGGGCACCGCCGAGCCGCGGCAGUACAAAGCUAUAAAGGUUCCCAAAGCCCUCCCCGCACGAGCCAGACCCAAGAAGGUCGUGGACCCGAGCAGCAAAAGGUCCAAGGCUCGUGCGGAGGCGUUGCGAACCAGGAGGGAAAGGCUACCAGAGCACUUGCGCGACGAGUUCGACGCCCUCUACAUCAACCGCGAGACGGCCAAGGAGGACCCCACCCCCUUCGUCAUCCCCCAGCAGAACUGGGACGCAGCCGCCGACGAGGUCAGCAACUUCCCGAAGUUCGAUGGCGCAGAGGUCGGCACCAAGGAGGGCAGAGGACACAUCUUCCACAACCAUGCGCCGAACCUCGCGGAGAACAUCAACUCGAAGUACGCGCAGUGGGCCGCGACCCUGGAGGCCAAGUACCAGGGCAGGGCAGAGGGGUACAGGACCACCAAGCAGACGAUGAAGGCGUCGCCUGGCAGAGCGUACCUCAAGGACCCCGAGGCUACAUGGUGGCAGCACCUCAGCACCCUCGUGGCGAGGUACACUGCACUGGUCACCAACGGCAAGGACCCCAAAGCCCGCCAGCACAUCCCCAAGACAGUCAUGAAGAAGCUGGACGACCUAGAGAACCCUGAGUUCUCCAAGGAGCUCUUCGGCAGGAAAACCGACCCGCAGGAGAUCGAAGAGUGGAAGACCCAGCUCGUUACCCUCGAGUACUGCGACGUGGCUGAUUUGCACCGCCUCAGCGCCACCACCAUGGAGUGGUCCCAUAAAGCCAUGGCGAGAGCUGCAGGCAGAGCGCGGAAACGGUAUCUCGACUGGGCGAAACAGGCGUGGAAGGACUCACCAGGCAAGUUGCACCGCAUGGUCACUGACCCCAAGGCGCCGCGCCUGGAGGACAAGCAGCCCCAGCGAACGGUGGGCGACCCGUCCACGCUCAUGAACCACUCUGCCGACACCUGGCGCUCCAUCUGGGCGUCCGACAGCUACAACGCCAAGCAGAUCAUCAGCGCAUACGAGAAGGCCAUGCGGCUCGCGAAGGAGGACCCCCUCCCGCUAAUCGAGCCGCAGCACAUACAGGCCAUCGUGGGCACCGCCAACCCGAAGAAGGCGAGAGGA